AUGCAUUUUUUAGAUGGAACACCUACCAUUGCUAAUCCAGAUCCUACUUUAAAUAUGGGAUAUAAUUCUACUAAUAUUAAGCCAAGAAAGAGUGUUAGCACAGAAUAUAAUGACACAAAUAAUAAUACAACUGAAGAUAAUACCAAUGAUUUAUGCAGUAAUAAUAACGAUAAUGCAAUUUAUCUACCACCGCCAAGCUGUGAACACUCAUAUGCUAGCCAGUCUUUGCUAAAUGUGUGUGAAGGAUGUAAUUCUAAAACAUCUUUUAUUGAUUCUCUUGUUAAAAAAAAUACUAGCAAAUUAAAGCGCAGAUUUCAGUCAAUUAAAUAUAGAAAACAUUUUCAUUGUGACGAAUUUGUUUUAACACUUAUGCGAUUUCGUCUUGGUAUUCUUAAUGAAGACAUUGCAGAACAAUUUGGAAUUUCUGCUACUACUUCUUCUAACAUAUUUUCAACAUGGAUCAAAGUUAUAUGCAAUGUGUUAGGUAGUGCUUUUAUUUUAUGGCUUCCACGUGAAAACAUCAGGGAAAAUUUGCCUAGGAUUUUAAGAAUGCAGGAUAUUACAAGAAUUUCGCUUAGUGGUUUUAUUAAUUUUUUAUCUGAUUGUUAUGGUGGAGGAUGUUCAGAUAAUUUCAUAACAAAAGACAGUGGUUUUUAUGACUUGUUAGAGCGUGACGAUGACGCCAUGGCAGAUCGUGGAUUUCGAAUCCAGGAAGAACUUUUGUUAAGAUUUUGUACUUUGAUGACUCCUCCAGGUGCUCUUCUUAAAAGUCAAAUGAUUGCAUCUGAAUGUAAAAAAACUAAAAAAAUAGCAAACUUAAGAAUACACGUUGAAAAAGUAACUAAUAGAAUGAAAACUUAA
Hydra vulgaris (swiftwater hydra) is the source of this 861-nucleotide messenger RNA. RefSeq lists its product as uncharacterized. The record is from RefSeq and is a predicted model, not a curated record. NCBI's taxonomy places the organism in Eukaryota, Metazoa, Cnidaria, Hydrozoa, Anthoathecata, Hydridae.